This is a messenger RNA of Vollenhovia emeryi, 589 nucleotides long. RefSeq names its product fatty acid synthase-like. The record is from RefSeq and is a predicted model, not a curated record. The coding region runs from base 26 to 574 and encodes 182 amino acids. The transcript has 3 exons. Gene Ontology annotation, biological process: fatty acid biosynthetic process. Lineage: Eukaryota; Metazoa; Arthropoda; Insecta; Hymenoptera; Formicidae. Gene Ontology annotation, molecular function: fatty acid synthase activity.
UAAUAAAGUAGCAUCUAAUUCAUACAUGAAAAGACCAAUUUGUUUUAUAUUUUCUGGACUAGGAUCUCAGUGGUCUGGAAUGAGUCAAGCUUUAAUGAAAUUUCCAGUGUUUGCCAAGGCAGUCCACAAGUGUGAUGUGGCUUUGAGACCUUAUGGUAUAUUUCUUACAAAUAUUUUAACAAGUGCAAAUGAGAGUACUUUCGACAAUAUCAUUAAUUUACUUUUAGCUCUCGUUGGUCUGCAGAUUGGAAUGGUCGAUCUUUUAACAUCCAUUGGUAUCAUUCCCGACUUCAUAAUCGGUCAUUCCAUUGGCGAAUUACUCUGUGGAUAUGCCGAUGGAUGUUUGACAACUGAAGAAACAAUUGUGUCGGCAUAUUUCAUUGGUUUAGCACUUCUUGAAUCGAAAAUAAUUAAUGGUUCCAUGGCUGAAAUUAAUAUCAAUCUUAAAACCUUGAAAGAUAUGCGUCCUUCGGACAUUGAUGUAGCUUGUUACAACGGCUCUUCUAAUUUUAUCGUGAGCGGACCAAAAGAUUCAAUAAAAGCAUUUCUCACCAAAUUACGGGUACAUAUUUAAACAAUAUAGUAAAUA